Molecule: messenger RNA, 2804 nt
Organism: Chiloscyllium plagiosum (whitespotted bambooshark)
Lineage: Eukaryota; Metazoa; Chordata; Chondrichthyes; Orectolobiformes; Hemiscylliidae
Source: RefSeq, a predicted model, not a curated record
UGAGGAUGUCACAUAGACAGGGGACAAAACGUCUGCAACACAAAUUCCCAGCUCGGCAAACAGAACCACAGCAACCACAUUCUGUUCCAAGAGUAACAGAGCCUGUGGAAACCACAUUGGUCUGUACAGCCACCUACAGACUCACCCUGAGAGUGGAAGAGAGUCAUCCUUGUCUGCAAGGGAGCACCAGUGAUGAUAAUGAAAGUUUCCAUGGACAACUCGUCAAGGUGCAGUGCUAGGCCCAGCGUUAUAUAAUACCUCAAAUUUGACCAAAAUACAGAGAUGGAAGAGAACUGUCCUACAUCGACCCCCAUAGCUUUGCAGCACACUGCACCAGAUUGUUUGGCUACAGCUAGAAAAAAUUGGAUUGAAAGUGCUGUUCUGUAGCAGAUAGGUCCCUUCUUUGACUUCAGAACUGAAGAUGAAUUGUUUUCACUCCAGUUCGAUGCAUCCUACAGUCCGCAGAUCCUGCCAUUUUUUGGAUCGCUGGUGCUUGAUGGGUCAAGUUGAUGAGAUGUUUGGAGGUUUAAGUGCCACUCCUUACCCCGCUUGUGGGUGCUUCUGUGUCUAGUGCAUUCCUAAAUCAACCAAAUCAAUCCAGUUUGGCCGGUCACAUGACAGGGCUACCCAUGAGUCAGCAGGAUAUUUGGCCUGUCGAGGCUUCCUUUCUGGACAUUACUCAUAACUGCUUCAGAAACCUCAGGGGCCCUCAGUUGACCAUGGACAGCCCCAAGGCCCUUUGGAAAAACCGCAAACUGUCCUGAGGAUCAUUGUCAGCCAUAGAUUAAAGAUGCAAUUUUCAAAUCUUCUCCCUCUUCACCACCGGCAAUUAAACAUACAGUCCCAUGUGUUGCUGUGGGCUGGAUCUCACGAUUCCUUUAGCUUUUGGAUUGAUGAAAAAUCCCCCGUGGGGCCGGACCAGCCAGUCGUGGUCAGGCACAUGGCUGGGAUUUUCCGGUCCUUCUGGAAGAAGAUGAUGAAGAGGUGGUCUGUGACACAAAGCUUGACAUUUCGGGAGCAGCUGGAGGCCGGCAUCCGUUAUUUUGACCUCCGUGUUUCUACCAAACCCGGGGACAGCGAGGAACUUUAUUUUAUUCAUGGUUUGUUCGGCAGUAAGGUUCACGACGGUCUGAUCGAGAUUGACAGCUUCUUGACAGCUCACACCAAAGAGGUGGUCUUCCUCGACUUCAACCACUACUAUGAAAUGGACGACUCAAACCACGAAUACCUUAUCCGGAUGCUUAGAAACACCUUUGGACCCAAACUCUGCCGAGCUAACCUAGUGGAGGAAAUAACGCUGCAGUAUUUAUGGGAACACAAGUAUCAGGUGCUUGUGUUCUAUCACCACCCUAUGGCCCAUGACUUUCCCUUUCUGCGGCCAGGGAAUCAGAUGCCAGCGCCCUGGGCAAACACCACCGACGCGCGCAAGUUGGUACAAUUCCUGGAGACCACCCUGAACGAGCGGGCAAAGAGGGGGACUUUUCACGUGUCCCAGGCCAUCCUCACCCCUCAGACCAAGACGGUCAUUCGAGGACUCAUCGUCGGACUACGUGAUUCUCUCGUUGCCAGAAACCUCCCAACGAUAAUGAACUGGGUGAAGUCUCAGAAGCCCGGUGUGAACGGUGUCAACAUCAUUACCUCAGACUUUGUGGAGCUUGUGGACUUUGCUACGACUGUGAUCAAGUUAAACAACUUGCUGCUGCAUGAUAGGAGCAAACACGAACAAAUUUAGUGCACUUUCCUAUCCUGGGCUGGGUAUUAUUUUGUGUAAUUGCUCAAGACGGAGUGUAGUUGCCAUGUGCAUCAAAAUUAGACUCAUUCGGUCCACUCCAAAGUCCACUUGGCGCCUGUCUUUAUUUUUAUAAUACAGUAUAGGUAGAAACAAAUCCAAAAUCUCGACUUUCUACGAGAAUGACAAGUCAUGUCAUAAUUACAUUCCAACAGAAGGGGGAGGCACUUACAAUGUGUCAACUUUAUACAGACAAGGCCCACUGCCUGCAGUAGAAAUGUAUUAUAGAAAAGGCUGCAGAUGUAAUGAUUUUAAUAUAUGUUUAUAGUUACAAUUAUUAACUAUUAAAGCCAUAGGGUGCUUUUAAAAGGUGCUUUGGAAAAUGAGCAUUAUAAAGAAAUUGUAUUUUGUGAUCACAGUGAAAACUAAUCUAAAAUUGUCUCUAAUUAACUAUAAUUUCUAACAAUUGCAGCCACGUUAUGAGUUUCUGGCAGGGUAGUGAUAAAAUCCCUACCUCGUUCAAAUUCUAUUUAAAUCCUGCCUGCCACUGAGGUGUGUUAUGACAGGUCCAAACAUGUUGCUAAAAAAUUUUGAUUUUAACAGUCAAGAGUUAAAGGCGAAUGAACCGAACAGGGAAUAAUGAUAUGGCUGAACGCCUCACCUCAGCUACUGUUACACAGGAAAUUUAAUUUGGAGACGUACAGGCAAAAGGGAUUGUCAGCUUGGUGUGGCGCAGAGCAGUAAAAUUAGCUUCAGCAGGACGGAGAUUGGCCAGUGCUGGAAGAUCAGAAUGUUUCUGUUGUUUGUCUAUAUUCUCAGUGCACUGCGAGCCAAAGUCUAUACUGUGGUGCAGAUUGAGGGAGCCUGUGCUGCAGUGCAGUUAGCACUGACCUUAUAAUCCAGAGCUUCACAGCAGGUGGUGAACUUUGAAAUCCAAAAUUAAAUAUUAGGAACAAGCAACAAAAGCUGGACUUGUUAAUGGUGCCCACGUUCCAGGAAGGAAUUUCAUAGAAUCCCUACAGUGUGGAAACAGGCCCUUCGGCCCAACAAGUCCAUACCGACCCUCCGAAGAGUA